AUGGCUGAUUAUACUCUUCUUCAUCUCUUCCCCUUAAUCUGUCUCCUCACAUCUUCAACUGUUGCUCAAAACAAUGGCAACAUAUCAAUAGGCUCAUCUCUCACAGCCACUGACAGAACCACCCCAUGGCUUUCACCUUCCGGUGAUUUUGCAUUUGGGUUUCAACAACUUCAAAAUAACAAAGAUCUCUUCAUGCUUUCCAUAUGGUUUCACAAAUUACCAGAUCAAACAAUAGUUUGGUACCCAUGGAAUGUUGAUCCUUUGCCAAGAGGAACAAAACUAGAGCUCACUUCAGACCGUGGCCUAGUUCUGAGUAAUAGUGAGAACAGCUCUAUAUGGAGUACUAACUCCAUUGCUGAUGAAGUUUCUUAUGGUUUUUUUAACGAUACAGGCAACUUUGUUCUUGCGCGCAGUGAUUCUGUCAAUAUAUGGCAGAGUUUCGAUAAUCCGACUGAUACCCUUUUGCCUACACAGAUCAUGUAG
This is a messenger RNA of Ilex paraguariensis (yerba mate), 483 nucleotides long. Lineage: Eukaryota; Viridiplantae; Streptophyta; Magnoliopsida; Aquifoliales; Aquifoliaceae. The record is from the annotation of a GenBank genome assembly.